Molecule: messenger RNA, 1702 nt
Organism: Thunnus maccoyii (southern bluefin tuna)
Lineage: Eukaryota; Metazoa; Chordata; Actinopteri; Scombriformes; Scombridae
Product: ras-related protein Rab-17-like
Exons: 5
Coding region: 63-659 (198 amino acids)
Cellular component (GO): endosome
Molecular function (GO): GTP binding; GTPase activity
Source: RefSeq, a predicted model, not a curated record
CAGGAGGAGCUCAGCUAAACAGUGACACUUUGAGAAGACAAUUCCGGACCCUCAGGGUUAAGAUGGUACUUCUGGGAAGCUCAGGAGUGGGAAAAUCAAGUUUGGCCCUGCGAUUUGGCAAGGAUGAGUUCAGAAAUACAUCACCGACUGUGGGCUGUGCGUACCUGACCAAGGUGGUGCAUCUGAAUGAUGUCACUCUUCGCUUUGAGAUAUGGGACACGGCAGGGCAGGAAAAAUACCACAGUGUCACUCCACUUUACUACAGAGGAGCCCACGCUGCACUCUUGGUCUAUGAUAUCAGCAAAAGGGAAACAUUCAUCAGAGUUCAAGUGUGGCUCAAAGAGCUGGAGAAACAGUACACCGCAGGAUCUACUGUCAUAUGGCUGGUAGGCAACAAGGGAGAUCUGACUCAGGAUCGGCAAGUCUCAGUGCAGGAAGGACAGAAUCUAGCCAAUGACAGGGGAUUAUCCUUCAUAGAGACAUCAGCCCUGUCAGGGGAUCACAUCAGUGAGCUGCUGCAAGCUGUGGCCCACAGAGUGUACGAGUGUGUUGGAGCGCAGCAGGGAGGUCUGUCAGAGUGGCAGGAGACACCGCUUCUGGAUCUGCAACAUAAAGACACAUUCAAUCCUUUUGCAUCCUGCUGCAAAGUUGGGCCCUAACCUCUACAACUCCAUCAGUUUUAUCGAUGUAUGUCACAUUUUCUCUCCGUCUUAAUCAGUUUAAAGCUACACAAGGCAGCUGAAAGCAGGUACAUUUCAAAUCUGUCAAAGGCUUGCAGAUUCUAAAUCUAAUUCUCUGCCUUUUUGAUUCCUGAUCCAAUGCACAACACUGCUUUUAUCCUUAAGAGAACAACCAAUGAAUGCAUGUUCAGGAUAUUUUACUUCAUUACCAGAGAAGAAUUAAGGCUUUAAGCUAUUCAGUAUCAUACAUGACGGACAAGUCCUUGGCUUUGGGGUUACAGUUUACUUUUAACUCCAUUUGUUGAUGAUCUUUGCUGGUUCUGAUUUCCCUCAGUGGGUUCAGGAUCAACCUCCAGCAGACUGUAAAUGCUCGGAGUCUUUGCCAGAUGUCGAACUGAUACCAAUUACUUUGAUUCAGUGUCUCCUGCCUUGUGACUGUCUGUGUGUGAUCACACUUGAGCAGAAAUCCCUCAGAGAGGCAGAGUUCAGUCGAGUGUGGUUCCCCAAAUUCCUUUUGCACAAUAGAGACCCUGUCGAGGUUCAAAAAGGUAAUAAUUGAACCAGAUUUAUGACAGUCUAAGUUUUGGAUGCGUUUCCAUCGUGCAACAAUAUUCUGCAUGCUGCUGUCUUGGAGGCAGAAAUGAGAACUUUUAUAGUACAGAAAGAACUUUAAAACAUGUCUUGAAUAUUUCAUGUUUUUACUGGCUGUCACUCUUUGUCUAGUUCUGCCAACUUAUGGUAUACUAAACCAAUGAGAGUGUUGUUUUUAAAGGAAUAGUUAAAUAUCAAUUUCAUGUCUGUGCAUUAAGCAUUGAGCUGGAGUCAGGAUAUGUUUAUCUUGCUUUGUCCCAGACUUCUGACUCACCACCUUCAUUUGUUCAGCAAUUUAAACAGAAUUUAUUAAGUUAAGGUGAGUUUUUAUUUAUAUAAGACAUUUUAUACACAAGGAAAAUCACAGUGCUUUACAUCAUGCAAAAGAUUAUAAGGACAAUAACAAUAAAAACAAGACUAAAAGAAGCAAG